Meriones unguiculatus (Mongolian gerbil) is the source of this 2073-nucleotide messenger RNA. RefSeq names its product glutamine amidotransferase class 1 domain containing 3 (gene Gatd3). The record is from RefSeq and is a predicted model, not a curated record. The coding region runs from base 73 to 1173 and encodes 366 amino acids. Lineage: Eukaryota; Metazoa; Chordata; Mammalia; Rodentia; Muridae. Gene Ontology annotation, cellular component: mitochondrion. The transcript is spliced from 6 exons.
GACUCCGCCCUACUGCGCACAGCAACCGGGCGCUGCGCAGGGCUCUCGGGACACCGCUGUCUGCCCUUCGCUAUGGCUGCCGUCAGGACUCUGCUGGCGCCGAGACUGGCCUCUGCGCUCUCGGGGCGCCACCGGGCUCCCUCCCAGCGCGCAGCCCUUCACAGCUCCGCGCCGCGGCCCGGGGCCAGGGUGGCGUUGGUGCUGUCGGGCUGCGGAGUCUAUGACGGAACCGAGAUCCACGAGGCCUCCGCGAUCCUGGUGCACCUGAGCCGAGGUGGGGCCGAGGUCCAGAUCUUUGCUCCUGAUGUCCCUCAGAUGCAUGUGAUUGACCACACCAAGGGGCAGCCUUCUGAGAGCGAUCGCAGGAACGUUCUGACAGAGUCGGCAAGGAUCGCCCGAGGCAAGAUCACCAACCUGGCUCAGCUCAGUGCUGCCAACCAUGAUGCCGCCAUUUUCCCUGGAGGCUUUGGAGCUGCCAAAAACCUGAGCACAUUCGCCGUGGACGGGAAGGACUGCAAGGUUAACAAGGAAGUAGAGCGUGUCCUGAAGGAGUUCCACGGGGCCAGCAAGCCCAUUGGCUUAUGCUGCAUCGCUCCGGUCCUCGCUGCCAAAGUGAUCAAAGGUGUCGAGGUCACGGUGGGCCACGAGCAGGAGGAGGGCGGCAAGUGGCCGUACGCUGGGACUGCGGAAGCCAUCAAAGCCCUGGGCGCCAAGCACUGUGCGAAGGGUGUGACCAUAUCCUCUCUGGCGGCUGGUCGGUGUGGUGUCAGGCAGCACAUUAGGUUUACCCUUCUUUGGCCGUCCAGGGUAUCCGUGGCCAGCAGCCUUCUCCACAAGAAUUAUAUUGGCUGGUCUUACUUCCCUGGGCAAAAAGGACAGGGCCAGCCAGCAUCUUGGGGUGCCGCUAGCCUGGUGUGGCGCAGGCAGGCUGGUGGAAGGCUGUCUUCCUUCCGCACUUGGCCGGGGACGAUCUGUGUUCCCGCACCUAUUGAGACCCCUCAGCCCGGAGCACACAGCUGGGACGCCUGGUCCCCACAAGGACAGGUGACCUGUGACGAGUGCAGGCUAGAACAGGGUUCAGGGGCCUGGAAGACCAGGAGCUGCUUGCUGGUGACCGGAGAAGGCAACAGGACCAGUGUGGGAGAGGUGGGCGGGGCUCCUGUCUUGCUCUAGUGGACCCUCAGUCCCCAAGUGGGGCUAGCGCACAGGCCGCCAUCGGGCACUGCUCCACCGCACCUCACCUUUCCCUCCCCCUGACCACCUGUGAGUCAGCAGCUAGUUCCUCCUGUUUAAUUGGGUGACGAGCCAUACAGCAGGUGCAGACCUGUUCAGUGUGAUGUCCUCAGGCAGCCAAGGACCUGCAAGACUGAGGGCGGGCGGGGCUUUUCCCCUGCGAUGCAUGCCCUCGGUCCCGCCCGGUGCUGGGUUCUCCUUAACAUCUCCUCACGAAGCUCAUGUAGACCAGAAAAACAAGGUGGUCACAACCCCGGCCUUCAUGUGUGAGACCGCUCUCCACCACAUCCACGACGGGAUUGGGGCCAUGGUGAAGAAGGUGCUGGAACUCACGGGAAAGUGACGCUGCCCGGGCCACACUUGGCCUCCUUUGCUGUGGAGCACUCAGCCCUUCCGGGCACCAGCCAGCCAGGACACAGGAGUUGCUUUUCUUUUAGGAGCAUUGACGUUUUCUGCCUCAAGAGUUUUGCCUUCGGCCGUCCAUCCUGAGCUUGAGCCAGCUCCUCCUACCAGCGGGAAGCUCAGAGGUCCUCCCUGGGCCUCAGGUAGCAGCAGGAGCUUCAUCGGGGAUGCUUAUGUCACUGUGUGUCCCCGUUGGGAGGCCUGUGCCGCCUUUCCAGAGAGCACUUAAGUUCUGCAGUCCUAGGUCUGAUGGAUCGGGGCACUUAAGCCUUAAAAGAAGACAUUUUACGUUCUAAGUCCCCUGGUAAUCAGAGUUACGUUGUUGAUGGUUAAAGGAAAGUCCGCUGAUCCAGAGUAAACAUGGUCAACCAAAGGCAGGGAAACUUUGGAGCAGGCAGCCCCCAUGCCCACAGAAUAAACUCCUUUCCACACUGGGAA